CACGAUUUGGAGAAAGCUCGGAGUUUGAUCCGUGUACAAAAUUUCGAUUUGCGUUUGAAAUUUCAUUGCAGAUCCGGGCAGAUUCACGUUUUGUCCCAUACUAACCAAUCACAGAAAGGCUAAUGUCAUGUUUUAACAUUCUUGUAAACUACCCAUUGAGGAACAAGGCUUUCUCCCAUCCUUCAUUAGCAUUGCUGACGCCAUCAGGCUAUAAAAAGCGAGCUCUGAGCCCACUUCUUCUUGUUCAAUAUUGAAUAUGGACUGUCGCAAUUGUAGAGGAAAGGAAAGGACAAGUUGCCAAGAAGGGCGCUAAGAAAGUGGUGAAGAGGGCGCCAGCGAAAAGCGGCAAGAAGAGGAGAAGGUCCAGGAAAGAAAGUUAUUCUAUCUACAUCUACAAAGUGAUGAAGCAGGUUCACCCCGACACCGGCAUCUUCUCCAAGGCCAUGAGCAUCAUGAACUCAUUCGUCAACGAUAUUUUCGAGCGCAUCGCGGGGGAGGCUUCCCGCCUGGCCCAUUACAACAAGUGCAGCACCAUCAGUUCCCGGGAGAUCCAGACCGCCGUGCGGCUGCUGCUGCCCGGGGAGCUGGCCAAGCACGCCGUGUCGGAGGGUACAAAGGCGGUGACCAAGUACACCAGCUCCAAAUCUCCUCGCGGGUUUUGUCAGGUUGUUGAGGCUUUUUGCUGUCGGGGAGAUACUUUCAAAAUGAGCCGAGAUAAAACCAGAACAGCUGCCGGACUGACAUAGUAAAUGUGGAGCUUUUGCUGAACUCUGAUCGAGUGCAAUAAGGGAGGGCCGCUUUUAAAUAUUCUCGAAAAACGGUGUCCGCAAUUAAGGCGCUCACCUGGAAGAACGUUAUCGAAUGUUUUAUCAACUUAUCGGGUGUUUUUGAAAUGCGAAAUAAAUUAGUUGCA
Rhincodon typus (whale shark) is the source of this 913-nucleotide messenger RNA. RefSeq names its product late histone H2B.L4-like. NCBI's taxonomy places the organism in Eukaryota, Metazoa, Chordata, Chondrichthyes, Orectolobiformes, Rhincodontidae. Gene Ontology annotation, molecular function: DNA binding; structural constituent of chromatin; protein heterodimerization activity. Bases 402 to 746 code for a protein of 114 amino acids. The transcript is spliced from 2 exons. The record is from RefSeq and is a predicted model, not a curated record. Gene Ontology annotation, cellular component: nucleosome.